GGCGCUUCCUUUUUACUCUCCACAGAAAGCAAGUGAUUGCUUUUCUUUCCUCGUUUGUGGAAGCCCUGCCUAACACACAGCUGCACCGUUCAUCCCAGUUCCUGGAUGGAUGAAGAAAGUGAACUGAUACAGCCUGAAGACCAGAGCUGCUGGGCCAGUCUGCCUGAUGUGUGCCUGCGCCGUGUUUUCUGGUGGCUAGGAGACAGGGACAGGUCCAGGGCUGCUCUUGUCUGCAGAAAAUGGAACCAGAUGAUGUAUUCAGCUGACCUCUGGCGGUACAGGACCAUCACCUUCAGCGGGAGACCUUCGAGGUUACAUGCAUCUGAAUUUCAGUCUGCUCUUUGGUAUGUUAAGAAGUUUGGUCGUUAUCUGGAGCGCCUGGAGGUCAAAUUCCUGAAUCCUUACAAUGCUGUCUUGACCAAGAAGUUCCAGGUCACCAUGCGGGGCCUUCUGUCUUGUCUGGGCAAAAGCAACAACCGUCUGAAAUCUCUUUCCAUCCAACACCUGGAGCUGGACCGCCUGGUGUGGAGGAACAGCAUCAGGAGCUCGUUCGUCAGGAGCUUGAGCUUCUUCUUGAAGAAGAUGGGCAAACACCUGGAUUAUCUCAACCUAAAAGGAGCCAGGCUGACGGUGGAGCAAGGCUGCCACGUUCUCAACUCCCUCAGCUACAUGAGGAAUGAGAAUGUGAUCUCGGAGCUCAACAUCGAAGACUACUUCAGCCAUCACCUCGCUGUCUACAGCAGCCCCCAAUUCAAAAAGACCAUGUCCACGUUCCACAGUCUUGUGUCCCUGACCCUCAACUACAACUGUAUCUCCGAUGAGCUGCUUGAGAACUUGGGAGAGAACAAUGCCAGUACCCUCUGGACCAUAAACAUCAAAUGCCACAUUCAUGACCCCCAUGGACAGGUCGUCUGGGGUAUGUCCUGGGCCAAGUUAGCCAGGCAGGCCACCAAUCUGAAGGUGAACUUCUUCUUUGAACGGAUCAUGAAGUACGAGCGCUUGGCCCGGAUCCUCUUGCGGGAGAUCCCGGUCAGGAGUCUCAGUCUGAGAAGCUGCUAUUUCAGUGACCCAGACUGGUCCAUGAGACCCACUCUGACGGAUCUCCUGCCCACCUUCCGGCAUACUCUGCAGAAAUUAACUUUUGAAUUCAACAACAACCAUGAGUCACUCGACGAGGAGCUGCACGUCCUCAUCUUAUCCUGCAGGAAGUUGUUUUACUUCAAAAUCUGGGCUUUCCUUGAUGUUAGGUUUGUGGAGCAGAUCUUGAAGAGUCAGGAAGAAGGGCAGUGUGCCCUGCGCACACUCAAGGUGAGAAUUUAUACAAACAGAUAUGAGACGAAUGAAGAGGACAGGACCCUGCGGGAAAUUUACAGGAAGUACAGAAAGCUGAUCGAUUCAGAGCUUAGCUAUUUUGUCAUCGCUUACCCUAUGAUGUAAUAAGCACUCUACAGAUCAAAAAAGCUAGGAGCACUUUGAACUUGCAAAUCAUUUCUCUUAGAACUACAUUUGGGCAUUGCCUGCCCUUUUGCUCCUCUCUCUCCCCUUUUUUUGUCAGUUCCACCCAAUAUGAGCAGCCCUGCAAAGGCUGAAACUGCUGAUGACCUGAAGGCUCCAGGUGGCUUUAAAGCGCUAUGUUUACCAACUA
This is a messenger RNA of Sapajus apella (tufted capuchin), 1645 nucleotides long. RefSeq names its product F-box protein 39 (gene FBXO39). The record is from RefSeq and is a predicted model, not a curated record. The transcript is spliced from 3 exons. The coding region runs from base 106 to 1437 and encodes 443 amino acids. Lineage: Eukaryota; Metazoa; Chordata; Mammalia; Primates; Cebidae. Gene Ontology annotation, molecular function: protein binding.